Molecule: messenger RNA, 1733 nt
Organism: Exophiala viscosa
Lineage: Eukaryota; Fungi; Ascomycota; Eurotiomycetes; Chaetothyriales; Herpotrichiellaceae
Exons: 2
Coding region: 255-1574 (439 amino acids)
Source: RefSeq, a predicted model, not a curated record
CCCUCCCUCCCCUUUACGAUUAUCCCUUCCGCGACUUCCCCCAGACCCAUCCAGCCUUACACUUUUUUUCAUCACCAAACACCAAUGCAUCAACAAUCUCACCUCAAUUAAAUCAUCGGCCGCGCUACUCUUUUCUCUUCGUUUGUCGCGUCUUUUCCUUCGUGGUCACGUUUACGACUCUCCCCUCUUAUAUCAUUGCUUUCAGAUUCAGACGCGGCAAUUUGCGCGCUGCGACACCAUGGGUUUGCCGUAAUAUGUUCCGCGAACCGGAAGAAAUCCCUUCAGAUCAGCCUGCCGCGAAACUCGAACAGAUCGCAGCGACACGACGCUCCACCAUCAGACGCGAAUCUACCGUACGACCUGGUCGCACAUACUCAUCCCGAUUACUCCUAGAAAGAAUACGAGACCACCGCGGUAUAGCAGGACAUGAGGCGGAACAGAGAAAUAGCCCACUUCCUUCACGGAUAUCUGAGCGCGAAAUCAAUGAUCUAGACGCGGAACUGAAUCGUCUUCGCUCGAUACGGCGCCAACGCCGCUCGCGGCCACAUCAAUCGGAACGGGAACUUUCAAACGGUCCAAACCGUGUUCCAGCUCGCCAUGAACCGGAACAGCGGCGUAACAUGGAUCUUGAUGCUCUUACGGACGCCGGCAUUGAGGUCUUUUUCUCUGAUGGGGAUGGAAACCUCACGCAGCACCUACCGCGCCCUUCGCGUGAAUCAAACCUGAGGUUCGAGGUAGCCGCAAAUGCUCAGUCGCAAUCAGAUCAGCCGCGCCGGACACGAUUUUAUAGCGCUCGUGCUAGUCGAGGCUCCAGCCCAUCCGGAAGGCGCGCUGGCGCAGUUGGGUUGCCAUGGUCUGUACGUGCAGGAUUUGAUGAUGGUGACGACAAUGGAGGUGGCAAUGCGACACUGACCCCGGGUUUCGCGCCUGCUCAAGGUCCCUUCCGUGCCGGCUUAGAAGGCGCCAGCGCUGCACUUCGCGUCAUAGAUGACUUGAUGGAUACACCCCCGCCAGAAGGCUUGGAAGCAUCCUACCCGCCUCUGCGACGUGUCAACCAUAUGUCACCGCGCCCUGCUGGUGCAUCAACGUCGCGGAUGGAUGGCCUUGGUGACCGACUUCGCAGCCCAAGUCCCAGUUCCGAUGCGCACGAGGAGGAGAACUGGUCCAAUCUCCAAGCCACCAUGGACCCUGGACGAUCAAGUACGGCAACAUCAUUCAUGUCUUCGCGCUCGGAUUCGCAGACUGUUUCCAAUCGCUCUUCGCAAACUACUGCGACAAGUUUUGGCGAGAUUUACGGAGACGAUUCAUGUGAAUUGGACUUGCCUUCAGGUAUCACGGAAGAGGAUGUGCGGGAGAUCCGGGCACGUCAUGGUAGACUACGAAGACACUUGCCCCUACCCGACGAUCUGUCUCAUUCUGCUCGACAACACAUACCUGGAGGAAAUGAGUGGGUGUCUGAGCUUGAAGUAUUUGGUGUCAUUCUGGACCGGAUGCAGAGAAGAGAAGAGAUACCAGAUGAAUGGUGGGCCGCCGUUGGAUUAUCACCAGAUGUUGUCCGAGGUGGUGGCUCUUGAACAGGAGUUGUGCUGAGAUGGUCGUGAACGGAGGUCGAAUGCUUGACUGCACCUUCGACUUCCGUUCGCAUGUAUUGACUUUAUAAUCUGCAAUGGCGGAUCUGUGAGCAAUAGGACUUGGUGCUUUUUGGCAUGUUUGGGCGUGCUGGAAAAGCUAUG